Messenger RNA from Anopheles bellator, 1696 nucleotides. RefSeq lists its product as uncharacterized. Bases 628 to 1221 code for a protein of 197 amino acids. The transcript is spliced from 3 exons. The record is from RefSeq and is a predicted model, not a curated record. NCBI's taxonomy places the organism in Eukaryota, Metazoa, Arthropoda, Insecta, Diptera, Culicidae.
GUUCCACGCGUCAGGCUGUGCCGCGUGGCGGGGACUUUAAUCACAUUCAAAUCGUGUGCGAUCGGCCAGUGGGAACAUCGGCUACAGCGUAGGCCUCUCGCGAUGGCGUGAACCGUCGACAAAGUGCCAAAGUUUUGCCAAAGCAGACCCGGACGGUGUGUGCCUGGAGGGCGGCGGCUAGAAAGUACGCAGUACCAUGGUGACAACCGGGUCGGAUAUCGGGGGUCUACAAAACUUACGGUCCGACUGCGUGGAUUCCGUCCAAAAAGCUAAUUAGCUGACCGUUGAAUUGAUCCGGCAUCCGGUUAGUGGCUGGCUGGGCUGGCUGGCAGUGACAUGUGGUUCUAUGCGUACGGACCGGACUAGUGGCGCGAGCGGGCAGAGAAAACACGACGAACUAAUUGGACUUUCCGAAAGGUGUUAGUUGUUGGUUCGCGUUCUCGUAGCAAAACCGGCUCCCGGUGGACUACAAGCACCAUACAGAACCGGGCCAAGUUUUGGGCGGUCAGUGUCAGUGUCGACGCCAGCUAAUUGCGAACAUCAACGGCCCCGCGCUGUAGCGUGUUCCGGGGCCGCGACCCCGGAUCGAGUCCUAUUACACAAGUUGACGACAGCGCAUCCUGUAAAAUGCCCAGUGCGGUGUCCUGUUGUUCCUUCAGCUCCGGCGAACCGGACCGGGCCGAUGGUCACCGAUAUCCGUACGGUUCGGACAGUGCCAACGUGACAGAGAAACACUAUGGCUGCUACAAGGCGGGCAUCUUCUUCGCGCUGGCCAUCAUCCUGCUGCUGCUCGUCGGUUGCGUUCCAGUCUUUCUGCUCACCGCCAACAGCAACCUGAUGCUGCUGAUCCUGCUCGUAACGCUCGCCGUGAUCGGGCUGGCCACGUUCGUCUACUUCCGCUGGCAGCGGAACCGGGCGCUCGCGAUGCGUCGCACGUACGAGCAGCAAAAGUUCAGCCUGACGCGCGUCCAUCAACCCACGGUGGCCGGCACCGUGCCUGCCGCACCAGUUGGCCCGGCCAGCCACGGCACCCCGGCCGAUUCGACGGGCGACGGACUAAAGAACGGCUCGGUCCCGUUCGCAGCGUACGCACAGGGACCAACGCAGGGACGAGAAUCGACACCAAUCAAGGGAGACCCGACGACGAUGAGCGGUGCCCCUGGCGAGGAAUCAACACAGCGGACCACAACAGCGACCCAACCGCGGUAUUCGUUUAUUUGAACGGAAUGGCCGGCCCUCAUGCCGCGUCACUUGUUUGUUAUUUUCGUUGCAUUGCUACCGAUGUUUUGUGGACCGUUUUUAACCUAUUUUUAAGACCGUAAGCAGGACCCCAACCAGGAGUUCCACAAACAGUGCUCACCGCAGCCAAUCAGCAACCUCAACUCAACUUUGCGCCACUUUGCAGUGUCGCGCUUCCGCUCACCAGCAAGGACAACACACGAUCGCCCCAAGGCAAAGUGGCAAAUAAGGGGCCCUCACCCCCUCAAGACCCUUUUUUGGUUCAGAUUUAAAUUUAAUUUAUACUCAGUGAAACACUGUGCCCAACAAACGGGGCCUUUUGCAUUUAAGUUCUGUGGCGAAUGAUCGGAUCGGAGAUCAUUCUGUUAAAGUAAUCGCUUGAACGUAACUCACCCUGUACCGAACCAGUUUGAUUGAAAAUGGCAAAAAGCAUUCGUGUCCGGUAAUUAGUUAGUCU